AUGUCCUGCAAAGUAGGGCACAAAGUAGGCCACGCUGCAGAGGCGCUGGCUCUCUCCUUGGGUGAAGCCAUCAGCAGUGGAGACUCUGAAGAAGCAGCUGAGCUGUGCAAGAAACUUUCCCAGCUCUCUGUUGAAGUGUCAGUCAACAUCAAGAGCCAUGUCUACUCUCAGGACUCCUUCAGAUUGAUGGUUGGUGUGCAGGAUGCAGAGUCAGAAGACUAUAUUCCAAUAACCCUUAUUGUUUCCACUGGCAUGACAAUUGCRGAAGUUAAAGAUAAGAUCAGUCAGGACUUUGGGUUCCACCCUACGCUCCAGCGCUGGGUGAUCGGUAAACGCUUGGCCCAAGAUCAAGAGACAUUAUACAGCCACGGCGUCCGCAAGAGCGGAGAUCAGGCUUUCCUGUUUAUCCUCUCUGCCAAUGCAGCCCAGCUUACACGGCAGCAACACAACCAGGACCAGGAACAACAGCGCAUAGCUGGUAUUGCGGAAUCUCUGGCGUCAUUGCAGCUUCAUCCUAGAGGCAUAGUUCCUCCUCCUGCUCCUCCUAAAACUGUGACUCCUCCCAAACCUGCACCUAAACCUCAGUUGGGCUGGGCCUGCAUGAUGUGCACUUUCCUCAACAAACCAACCCGCCCCGGCUGUGAGAUAUGUGGAGCAGAAAGACCUCAGGACUAUGAGGUGCCAGAUCUCUAUCAGCCAGACCAGGAUGAAGUCUUACGCAUUCAGCAAGAACAGCUGGCUUUACUGCAAUAUGAAGAGGCUCAGCAGCUGGAACGUGAGCGGAACUACUUGCACCUGCUGGCCACAGAUGACCAGAACCUGAUCACUAACACCACAGAGACAGAUUGCCCCAUCUGUUUCUCUGCUCUGGAGCCAGGAGAAGGGAUUGUGCUCAGAGAAUGUCUGCACACCUUCUGCAGGGAGUGUCUUAAAGGGACAGUCAUAAACAGCCAGGAUGCAGAGGUGUCUUGUGCGGAUACAGAUUGCGAGAGCAAGUUAUUGGAUCGAGAGAUUAAAGAGCUGCUCACAGAGGAGGAGCACCAGCGGUUUUUGGAGCUGCGCUUGAGCAUUGCAGAGAGUCGCUCCGAGCACAGCUUCCACUGCCAGACCCCCAACUGUCGAGGGUGGUGCAUCUAUGAGGAUGAUGUCAACGAGUUCCACUGCGACCUCUGCRAUGAGACCAAUUGCAUUCUCUGCCGAGCCAUCCACAAAGACAUGAAUUGCAAAGACUACCAGGAUGACCUGCGCAUCCGAGCAGAGAACGAUGAAGCAGCUCAGAAGACAAAGCAGAUGCUGGAGAACAUGCUGCAGAAUGGAGAAGCCAUGAAAUGCCCACGGUGUGACAUCAUCGUCCAGAAAAAGGAUGGCUGCGAUUGGAUCUGUUGUCUGAUGUGCAAGACGGAAAUCUGCUGGGUCACCAAACAAGCCCGAUGGGGACCAAACGGAACUGGCGAUAUAUCCGGUGGCUGUAAAUGUCGGGUCAACAAUCAGCCUUGUCAUCCCAAUUGCCAAAACUGUCACUGAGGCAAACAAACUCAUAAGCUCAACAAUCCGCUCUAUCACUGUGAACUGUUUCGAUUGUAUUAAGAAUCUGAUGCAUUAAACUCUUGAACACAUUAUAUUUUACACUCAUGUGUAAACAUUGAUGGCACGUUAACCAARAUAGGAGAAAAUGUAAUUUAUACAUCUAUCUACAACUAAAGAUGUCACACUGCCAACUCUAGGAAAAAAAAUACCUCAGAGUUCUUUUUAUAAUAAAUCUGGUGAUUAAGUCAUAUGUUAAAUCUAAUCUCCAGGUUCUUUCAAUGCGGUCCCUUCGAUCAACCAGUGAGUUUGUGCUGUCUAACAAAAUUGAAAGAAAAAAGSCUUAACACCUAAACAGCUUCAAUACAUGGACCUCCCAUCAUGUUUCUCCAAGAUAGUUUGUAACAAUGUCUUAAUAAUUCAAUAAUUUCUCUCUUUAAUUACGGGAUUGCAAUUAYGGGAACCAACGAAAUGCAAUCAAAGUUUAACUGAGAUUAAAGUAUUUUGAAGUUGUAAUUCAUGUAUGUUGUUCUGUUUUGCCAACUACAAGUUUUUUUGGGAAUUGCUAGGAUUUUUCAGUCUUCUGUUCAGACUGGGGUGAAGGAUGCUGUGUGUACUGUUUACAUUAAUUGCAUAUUUUUUUAUGUAGAUCUCCUUAUUUUGUUGCUCUUGGCAAGAAGUAAUGAAAAUGUAUGUCAAUAAUUUCUUCAUCUCAAGUGUUCACUCCUGAAAAAGUGCAGGAUAAAUUGUAUUGCAUUAUGUGAUCUGAUCUGUAUAUUUAGGGGUUGGUCUUGAUGUUUACUUUGAARGUGUUUUAAAUCUCUACUCAGGCAGGAAGCACACAUUUAAUAAUUGAAAUUUAAAGUCAUUGUAUUUUUACAAAGAUUUAGGAUUUUUAAGUAAUUAGAUUACCUUCUAAAAAUGUUGUAAUAAUUAUAAAAAUUUUGUGCUCUUCCAGCUGUACUGCAAAAUUGUGCUGCCUUAGAACUUCCAAUUACAUUUUGCAACAUCUAAAUAUGCCUUGCCAAGUUUAUAUUGAAAACAAAUAUACUGCAGAAUAUGUACUCUAAUUAUAAUAAACUGGAAUCACGUGAAAAACGUGA
Messenger RNA from Poecilia reticulata (guppy), 2627 nucleotides. Lineage: Eukaryota; Metazoa; Chordata; Actinopteri; Cyprinodontiformes; Poeciliidae. The record is from RefSeq and is a predicted model, not a curated record.